Messenger RNA from Thermothielavioides terrestris NRRL 8126, 762 nucleotides. RefSeq lists its product as uncharacterized. The transcript has a single exon. Lineage: Eukaryota; Fungi; Ascomycota; Sordariomycetes; Sordariales; Chaetomiaceae. The record is from RefSeq and is a predicted model, not a curated record. Bases 1 to 762 code for a protein of 253 amino acids. Gene Ontology annotation, biological process: protein phosphorylation. Gene Ontology annotation, molecular function: ATP binding; protein kinase activity.
AUGUCGGAAUUUGUUGCGGACGACGAGAUCCAAUAUCCCUCGGGGUUUGGAUUAGGCGACGUCGUCGGCUGGGGAACUACCGGCAUGGUUGUUCUUGACAAGUCCUCCAAUACUGUUGUUAAGGUACCCUUCGACCAUAACAACGAGGAGUGCAUUUUACGCAUGCAGAGAGAGCGCGACGUGUACGAAAGAUUCACACAAUGCGGCGGCCAUGAAGGGCUCUUGUCUUACCAUGGCGUCUUCGAGUCGGGCAUCCGCUUGGAGUACGCCCCUCAUCACAACCUGCGGUUGCACCUCGGAGCCAGCAACAUCAGUCCUGCGCAGCAGCUACGGUGGGCCAUUCAGAUUGCAGAGGCUAUCAAGUUUGUCCACGACGCCGGCGUCAUCCAUGGAGACUUAACAUGCGCAAACAUCUUCCUAGAUGCCUACCUCAACGCAAAGGUAGCCGACUUUGCCGGGCCGUCAAUAGAUGGCUCCCCACUGCUAGUUGUUGUUACCGAGAGCCACGAAAUUCCAGGGCCUCGCCUGUCCGUCCAGGCCGAUCUAUUCGCGCUCGGCAGUGUGCUUUACGAAAUCAUGACCGGUCACCCUCCUUACGAAGGAUUGGACGACGCAGCGAUCCGUGCCCUGUAUCUGAAUCGGAAAUUUCCCGAGACCGCAUCCCUUGGUGCAAUUGGGACCAUCAUCGAGCAGUGCUGGCAAGGCAACUAUUCUGGGGCUGAAGCAGUUGUCGAGAAGCUGCGAGGUAUUGCUUCCAUCUGA